GUGACUGUAUCCAGAUUGACCAACAUACUAAGCUGGUUGUUAACUUUAUAACGAGAAGGUCAAACAUUUUUGCCACUUCAUUAGAGACGUUUGUUGUGCUGUGAUCGAAAGUAUACAUAAGUUUACGUUUAAGACCAUGGCUAUGGAAAUGAAGUAUUUAUUGCCGUUACUGGCUAUUAUUGGAUACAGCCUACUCGAAAGCUAUUGCGUAAAUGCCGAAUCAUCUACAACACCAUGGCCUGAAUUGGGAGCUCGCCGAAGAACACAAAAUCAAAAGCAACCAACUACUGUAUCACCUGCGCGUGAUUUUGUUUCUCAACCGUCCGCGUGGAAUAAACCUUUAAUCCCACAAAUACCUGAGACAAAUCCAAUACAAAUACCCAAAAAACCUUCCAUACCGUCACAAACGCGCGACUAUGUUAAUCCAAAUAUUCAACUUUCUUACCCUAGUAAUAAUGGAGCCAACAACAAACCAGCUGUUAUUCAAAAUCAAAAUCCAAUUUUACCUGUAUCAGACCCGUCACAUUCAAGAGAUUAUGUGAAUCCUAAUAUUCAAUUGACUUAUUCUAAUGCAGCUGGAGGUUCUAAUAACAAUAAAAACCCUAGCAGCAAUAAUGCUGCAGUGCAAAGUACUCCAACUCUAAGUUCUGGUCCACCUCUCCGCGAUUAUGUAAAUCCAAAAAAUAGUGGGACUGUGUCUUACGCCAAUGCAGUUAACAAUAAUCAAAAUACAAAAGCAACAGUAGGUCCUACAAAUGGGCCACAACUAUCAACAACUCCAGCUACUCGUUUUCCAGGGAAACAUGCAGGGAUUACGAAUACCCAACAAUCAUCUACUCCAAACCCAAAAAUACGUCUAGAUGAAAAUUCUGAAUUACAAGAGUUUUCGGAGGCUUUACUUCGGAAAGAUACGAAUAAUGGUUUUAAGUAUGUUAAGGUCAACUAUCAAGGGAAGACUAGGUCUAAUUCAUUAAAGGACGAAGCGCCAGACAACUUGAUGACGAUAGAUCCAGCUGCAUAUAAAAUACCAACUAUAGAGAAAUUGAUUGCUUUGCAUAAUAAUUAUAUUGUUAUGAGUAAUCAAAAUGAAGUUUACACUGCUCAGGAACGAAUCGAAGAGAAUAACUUUUUAGAUGCCAUUUUAUCAACAUCAGUUAUGCAACACACAAGGAACUUUCUUAUUUCGAAAGGAAAAAUAUCUAAAGAUCCGAAAGACUUUAAAGAUUUACUUAGAACCAUCUGGUUCAACAUGUACUCUCGUGGUGGGGGUAAAAUAGGAUCUAGUGGUUUUGAACAUGUGUAUCUAGCCGAAAUUAAAAAUGAUGCCAUAUCAGGCCUACACAAUUGGCUGUACUUCAACGAUGAAGAGAAGAAAAAUACAGCGAAUUAUUUGGGCUACAUGAAAAAAUUGGACUUUGAUAAAGGGGCAAUUUUGAAGUUUCAUUUUAAUUUUCAACAAAUUGACAAACCAGUCGGUUCGAUGUUUAUUGGCACUAGUCCAGAGUUUGAGCUCGCAUUAUAUUCGACAUGUUUCCUGGUGAGACCCGAUGAUGUGUGCCCACUUCGAUUAGGAGGAAAGAAUUUUGUCAUUCGGACUUACACAUAUAGAUAUAGAGGGAAGAAUAUGAUUGGAAGUGCUUUCCCAGAAAUUUAAAGUGUAUAUAAUUUUUAACAACGAAUAAAAGUUUGUAAUCUUUAUAAAUAUAUAAAACUAUUGCAUUGGAUUGUCAAUACUUAUAUGUAUACUAGAAAAGUUCUACACUUGUUGUGUUCAAUGCUUCAGGGAUUGCUUUUAUCAUAUCUCUGGCGCGAUGACGAGUAAAAAUUAACAACUACUUUAACAUUUUACGUUGUAUCAAACUCUUGCUUUAGUUAUAUUUACACGUAUGUCAAAGUUGGGACUCAAUCAGCUACAUAUUAUAUUCAAUCAAUUGGUUCAACUGUGGAAGUUAUAUACCAUAAUUUUAAGGGACUUUGUUCUUGCAUUGUGAUAAUAAGUUAAUUCGAAUGCGUCAAAAAGUGUUAUCUGUAUAGACAUUUUGUUUAUCAAAAUCACGAUUGAUUGAUAUUUGUCCUUGGCAAUCCUCUUAGUUUUGAUUACAUCUUAUCAUGAAAUGACGUGUUUAAAAAUUUCCACUUACAAGUUAAUCAAACAAAAUAAUCACUUCUAAUACAAUUUUGCACCUACAUUGGAGCCAAAUCUUCAUUGGAAUGUAGAUAAAACUAAAAAAUCUAUUUAUAAUAUUUAUUUAAAAAAAAUUAUCAAAGUAAAUUCCACAAUUCUAGAAUAUUUACAAAAAUACAGAAAUCUUUAUACGCUGAAAUAUAUAAUAUCCGCACAAUUUCACAAUUUUGUUCACGACGGAUAUGAUGAAAUAGCGUGUGCAAUUAAUGUUUGUAGGUACUUCAAAUUUGUAUCAUAUUUUAACACAUCCAGAAACCCAUAAAUAAUUGAUUCAUUACGAUUAAUCUAGUCUGGUAUUUUUAAUGGGUUCAUAUUGAAUCAUUUGUAACUGGUUUUGUACGUCUCGUAAAUAAUUACGAAAUUGUGUCGGUAAAUAUAAAAGCAAUUCAAUGUUAGACAACAUUCGGUAAAUCAACUACAUUAAUUAUGUUAUUUGUCUUUAACUAAUAAUCACAGUAAAACUUAUAAUACUGAUUAGCUAUUGAAUUGGCUAGAUUAAAUUUUAUAAAUCACUUUAAUAUCACACUCAGUUCAAGAUGGCAUCACUACAAGUUUUACUUUCCGGUUAGGUUCUGAAUAUAAGGCAAUGCAGGAAUAUUCAAAACAUCGUAACAUGAUAUUUGUAGAUAUUGAAUUUGAGACCUGGGGGGAUUUUAACAACAAUUGGAAUGCAACACCCAAUAGUGUAAAAUCAUCGUUUUUGCACGACGAUGUUGAUGUUUACUACAGUAUAAACUAUCACACUUAAAGUAAAUAGAAUGUUAAUUUUUAUGUAAUUGAAGGUAGUGCUCUAUUAACAACGUUAUCAUUGAAGUACGCAAGUCUUUCUAAUCCGUUUAUGCGAAUGAGCUUUAAAUGUUUAGUGCCGGAGCCUAUUGAGAAAAAUGAUUGGUUCUUAGCAUCAAACAUCAAAUCGUACCAAUUCUGGGCUUUUAUAUUAAUGACCUAUAUCGCUUUUGCUGCAAUAAUAUUUAGUCAACAUAAAAAAUCGACAAAAAUUAAUAAAUGGAAGUUCAACAAGUUGGAUUUUUUUGCUAUAAUGCUGUCACAGGGUUUGCGUACGGAUCACUUACCAACGAAUACUUUAAUGCGUAUGUUGUUUGUUGAUUUGUUGUUGUUAACAAUCAUUUUUGUCACAAUUUACAACUCACAUAUAUCCAGUGUUAUAACAAUUCCAACUUACGUUGGCAAAAUUAACACAAUCCAAGAUAUGACAUUGAAUAAACUAAAAUGGACUGCUCCGACACAAGGGUAUGCAAUACCAUUAGAAGAAUCAAACAAAGAUCUUUUCAAUUCCUUUUUCUUGAGCACCAAACCAGAAAUAUUGGAUUAUCUGCGAAAUAAGAGACAUAUCGGGUUUGGAUUUAUUGAAUUAACAUCACGUUAUUAUGACUUAAAAAAUUUAAAUGUACCAGAAAUUGAACAUUACGACGUCUUGAAGGAUGAUUUUAUUGUAGACUAUACCUAUUUUCAUCUUCGAAAGAACUCGGUUUUGUUGGAAUCGCUGAAUGAGUUUUUAAUGCGAGUUACUGAAAGUGGUCUUCAUGUUUAUUGGGAAACGGAAAGCUAUUUUGCAAGAAAUUUACUACUAUCACAUGCACGACUUAAAGAUAAUGUCGACAAUAUUAGGAGGGCAUUAACUAUUAAUAAAUUAAAGGGUCACUUUUUGAUUUGGGGUGUUGGAAUGUGCAUUUCUAUACUUAGAUUUGGAUACGAAUUAGUAUUAUACAAAUUUCUACAUUCUAAUAGUGUUUCUACCUAAAAUUUGUUAUAUUUAUUUAUAUUUAUAAUUAAACUAUGGAUUACGUAUUCUACGAUGAAAAUAAAUUUAUAUAAUUUAAGUAGCACUUCAAAGUCAAAAUAUACCCACAUUGCAGAUGAUACGAUUGCGAAAUUAUUGAACAUCGGAUGAUUCCACUUCAACUAAAUGUGCAAACUAUUGAAUUCACUUUAAAAUCACUAUCAAACAUCAAAACAUAUUUUUUUAAAAUCAAAUUUAUCAACUAUAUAAACCCAGCUGUUUUCAGCAAAUGGUCACAUUAGUUUGUACAAAACCAUUGCAAACAUGAAAUUCGUCAACGCUUUUGUUGUACUCGUUGCCCUGGUGUGCAUGGUGGUGGCUGAUGACCCAACCACUACCCAAGCACCCGAGUUGUGCAAUAUUGUGUGCCCCAAGCCACUGCCAACUGAGACCAAACUGAUGCCAUCCCCUGAACGUUGCGAAGACUAUUGCCAGUGCGAUCCACGUGGUGCCAUUCUUCAGCACUGCCCCGUCUGGGAUCUCGAAACCGGAGCUCGUUUGUACUUCAACCCUGUAGCUUUGGUCUGCGACUGGCCUGAGUAUUCUGGCUGCUCUAACGAAUAACAACUUUGGCAGUUUAACGAAAUAAAUUCUUUUCACUAACAA
This is a messenger RNA of Dalotia coriaria, 4592 nucleotides long. Its product is annotated as endoribonuclease CG2145-like. NCBI's taxonomy places the organism in Eukaryota, Metazoa, Arthropoda, Insecta, Coleoptera, Staphylinidae. The record is from RefSeq and is a predicted model, not a curated record. The transcript has 11 exons. The coding region runs from base 137 to 1654 and encodes 505 amino acids. Gene Ontology annotation, molecular function: RNA endonuclease activity.